Molecule: messenger RNA, 1873 nt
Organism: Sesamum indicum (sesame)
Lineage: Eukaryota; Viridiplantae; Streptophyta; Magnoliopsida; Lamiales; Pedaliaceae
Product: GATA transcription factor 8
Biological process (GO): positive regulation of DNA-templated transcription; cell differentiation
Cellular component (GO): nucleus
Molecular function (GO): sequence-specific DNA binding; zinc ion binding
Source: RefSeq, a predicted model, not a curated record
CUUUUCGUUUUUCGCCCCCCCCGCCCCACUUUUCUCUUCUUCAUAUUCACUCAAACUCCCCCAUUUCUUGAUUUCAAUUUCAACCCCCUUCUCUCUCUCUCUCUCUCUCUCUCUAGAGGUGGAGUGAUUUAGAAGAAAAACACACACAUAUAGAUACAUAUAUACAUACACAUAAUUCAGUUUGAGUGAACAGUGGGAUAGUAUAGUAUAGUAUAGUGGUUGUUGUCCCUUUUCGCUUGUCUGAGGCUUUUUCUCAUUGCAGAGUUCUUUCUCUCUUUCUCUGUUUCAUCAGACUGGGCUUUUGUCUGCCUUGGGAGUUGUGCCCAGUGUAAGAGAGAUUUCUGCCAAUUUCUUGAUUGAAUUAUUGUGGGAUUUCUUUCUUUGGGUGGGGAAGCUCUUUAAUCACAGGAACAUCAGUGCCCUGAGCUCCAAACACUUUGCAAUCUUUGCCUUUCAGCCACAAAAAUUUCAAGGAAAGUUUUUGAAAACAUAGUGGAGAAGAGAUGGAGUCAAAUUUCGUGGAUGAAAUUGACUGCGGAAGCUUCUUCGACCAGAUGGAUGACUUGAUUGAGUUUCCACCUGACAAUGAUUGUGGUGAUGGUAACUUAAUUAGCUCGGGCGAUUGCGAGGAUUUUACGAACAUGUGGAACGAUGCCUUGCCGGAUGCUGACCCUUUUUUCUCCGGCAGCCAUGUCGACUGCGCCUCCGACCUUUCUGCCGAGCUCUCUGUUCCGUAUGAGGAUAUUGUCCAACUGGAAUGGCUUUCGACUUUUGUCGAGGAUUCGUUUUCGGGCGGAGGGUUGACGAUCGGAAAAGAGAACUUGUCCAUCGACGUGGAGUCAUCGCGCAACCCAUUUCGAACCUCGAGUCCAGUUUCCGUGUUGGAGAGCAGCAGCAGCAGUAGUUCUUGCUCUGGCGGUAAGACUAUGCCUCUCAGCCCGAGUCAUCGCGGCACCCAACGUGCACGGAGCAAGCGUCCUCGCCCACCAACUUUCAAUCCUCGCACGGCAAUUCAACUGAUCUCCCCUUCGUCGUCUUCCAUAGAGACCGAAACUCCACAACCAGUUUUUGCUCUGGGAUUUUCCUCUGAAUCUGAUAAUUUCGCCGACUCGCCCCCUAAGAAGAAGGUUCCAAAACCAGCUGAAACAGAACAGAAGAAGCACAAGAAGAUCAAAAUAACUUUGCCUGCCGAUCCGACAGCAACGCGCAACGACCCUCCAGCCCAAGCUGCAGUGCGGAAAUGCUUGCACUGCGAGAUAACCAAGACACCUCAAUGGAGGGCUGGACCGAUGGGCCCAAAAACCCUAUGCAAUGCCUGCGGCGUUCGCUACAAGUCGGGCCGAUUGUUCCCUGAGUACCGUCCAGCUGCCAGCCCGACCUUUGUCCCAUCUUUACACUCAAACUCCCACAAGAAAGUCAUCGAGAUGAGAAGCAAGGUCGGACCCAUAACUCAAGCUGCAGCACCCGAGCUCGUUCCCAAUGCUUCAUGAAACGAAAGCAGAAAAUGUUCCUUGUCAUCUCCUUUAAUCUUAUGCUAGUUCUUUUCCAUUUCUUGGUUCUUUGGUUCUUUGUACAGUGAUGCAUUGGGUGGGGGGGAAGGAGGUUUAGAUGACUGUAAUUUAGCUAGUCGGGAGACGGAACAAGGAGUGAGAGUCUAGGAAGUUUAACGAUAAACGAAGAUUAGGAUGUCGGCUUCGUCUUAAAUCUUGCUUUAGGUCCUUAAAGUUUUAUGUAUUGGUCAGGACAGUACUGUCUUUAUAUCUUAGCACUUGUAGUGAUCCCUCAUGGGAAUUCUUUUUGCAGUUGAUAUUUGUUGUAGGGACUCCAAUCAGAUGGUAAUGAAUUGGAGUUAUGUCUUGUUCCUCUUCUUUUC